AUGCUUAGCGCCGAUGGUGGAGUUGUCCACGAGGGGCUCGCCAACUUCAAUAACGACGGUGUCGUCCCAGAUGUGAUUCCAGUCGCUCCGAAAGAUAUUCUGGGAGUGACCUAUAGUGAUGAUGUCAAGGCCGAUUUCGGAAAUGAGCUGACGCCCACCCAGGUGAAGGACCAGCCAAAUGUGACCUGGGAUGCGAUGCCGGAUACGCUUUAUACCUUGAUUGUGUCUGACCCCGAUGCCCCAUCACGAGAAAAUCCGAUUCGCCGUGAAUUUCUGCACUGGCUCGUUGUCAACAUCCCAGGGCACAAAAUGGAUGAGGGGGAUAUCGACUUCACCGUUACGUCUUCACGCUCUUCAAGCAGUCCGGGAAAUAUGACUGCCAAAAUUGAGGCUCGCCCAAACUUCAACACCGUAGUUUUUGCCGAGCAGCAUAAGCUGUCGCUGAUCGCUGGCAACUUUUUCCAGGCCAAAUACGACGACCACGUGCCGAACGUCCACAAGAAACUCGCCGAGGAAAAG
Mesorhabditis spiculigera is the source of this 519-nucleotide messenger RNA. NCBI's taxonomy places the organism in Eukaryota, Metazoa, Nematoda, Chromadorea, Rhabditida, Rhabditidae. The record is from the annotation of a GenBank genome assembly.